AUGGGCUUCUGUAGGACAACCCUCUUUCUCCACCUGCUUCUAUUUCCGGCCAUCCGAGCCAACUCUUUCCUCACCAGCAGUGGAUUCUCUCAGCGAAAUCCCAUCCAGAAUGUCCUAGACCACGAACCCGCUAAGAAUGUCGACUGUAGCAACUCCAAUCCAACGGGUCCAAUCGACACUACUCUCUGCGACUUCGAAACGGUGGAGAGCGUGAACGAUGAGCUCUUUUCAAAUUUACAUGAGCUGGUAGCGACGCCAUUCUUCAAAUUCUUCCAAGUGGACUUAUAUCGAGAAUGUCCGUUCUGGUCCGACGAGGGAUUCUGUGAUAAUCCUAGUUGUGGUAUUACUAGUGUCGAUGAGAGCGAAAUACCCGAGAGAUGGAGGGCAAAGUCGCUCAGCAAACUUGAGGGCUCCAAAAUAGACGACCGACAUGAACUUCCAGGAUGCUAUUACCGAGACUCAGAUUUUUGUUUCCUCGACGACAAUACAGGGGGUGACUACUAUGACCUAACAUUAAUUCCCGAAAGGUACACUGGAUAUGCCGGACCGGACACCCGGAGGAUAUGGCGCUCAAUCUACGAAGAGAACUGCUUUGGCCUUUCUGAAGUCAGUCUUCACAGUGGGCCCAAUCCUGCUCUGGUUAGCCUUCCCGACCGUAUGACGGAUGCAUUCCGGAACGAAGACGGCGACGGUGGCCAGUGCUUAGAGAAACGCGUGUACUACAAAGUCAUCUCUGGUCUCCAUGCGUCAAUAUCGACGCACAUAUGCCAAGAGUACCUCAACCAAACAACUGGAGAAUGGUAUCCAAAUCUCCAAUGUUUCAUCAACCGUGUUGCCUCUCACCCAGAACGUCUACAAUACAUCUACUUCAAUACUGUUCUCCUCCUUCGAGCCAUAGCACGAAUCGGGCCGUAUCUCCAAGCCUUUGACUACUGUUCCACGGGUGGCCACGAAGACGAUGCAGAAACUUUGGCGAAGUUAGGGAAUGUCAUUUCCAUUGCACAACGUGCUGGCCGCUUCGACGAGACCGUCCUCUUCCGUGGAGAGAACGCAAACGUGCUCAAAGAAGAGUUCAAGGACCAUUUCCGCAACGUCACUCGUAUCAUGGACUGCGUCGGUUGUGACAAAUGUCGUCUUUGGGGGAAAAUACAAACAACCGGUGUUGCUACUGCCCUCAAAAUUCUCUUCGAAUUGGACGAGAAGGCUCUGGAUCCCGCUGCCAACCACAAUCUCCUGCAACGCUCCGAGGUUGUGGCACUUAUGAACACAUUGCAUCGCUUUAGCGAAAGUCUCGCAGCCGUAGAUAACUUCCGCAGGAUGUGGAAGGCGACCAGUGCUGAGGAGGGCGAGCAGCUAAUCGUUGAGGCUGAACGUGUUGCAAAGGAAACCAGCCGGCCACGACCAUCGGCACGAGUAGGAAAAGACUUUGACUCACCAGAGAUGCUGCUGACCCGGUGGCUACGAGUAUGUAAGCAAAGCACGGUGGACUGUGUUGGGAUGUUCGUCCAGAUAUGGUUUCGCGCCGUGAACGCCGUUGCUUCCGUCUUCACUCCCUCAGGAAAGGAACGAGGGCCAAGUGGCUUUGAACUCUAA
This is a messenger RNA of Mycena indigotica, 1593 nucleotides long. RefSeq names its product Endoplasmic oxidoreductin-1. Gene Ontology annotation, cellular component: endoplasmic reticulum; endoplasmic reticulum membrane. The transcript has 8 exons. Gene Ontology annotation, biological process: protein folding in endoplasmic reticulum. NCBI's taxonomy places the organism in Eukaryota, Fungi, Basidiomycota, Agaricomycetes, Agaricales, Mycenaceae. Bases 1 to 1593 code for a protein of 530 amino acids. The record is from RefSeq and is a predicted model, not a curated record. Gene Ontology annotation, molecular function: protein-disulfide reductase activity; FAD binding; thiol oxidase activity.